This is a messenger RNA of Folsomia candida, 4696 nucleotides long. RefSeq lists its product as uncharacterized. The transcript has 6 exons. The record is from RefSeq and is a predicted model, not a curated record. Gene Ontology annotation, cellular component: nucleus. Gene Ontology annotation, molecular function: SMAD binding; RNA polymerase II cis-regulatory region sequence-specific DNA binding; DNA-binding transcription factor activity, RNA polymerase II-specific. NCBI's taxonomy places the organism in Eukaryota, Metazoa, Arthropoda, Collembola, Entomobryomorpha, Isotomidae. Gene Ontology annotation, biological process: negative regulation of BMP signaling pathway. The coding region runs from base 1789 to 3396 and encodes 535 amino acids.
CUAGAUUCUCGUCUCGUAUAAUAAAGAACUGGUCUUUCCUAUCUGACUCUGCCCCGUCGUCGUCGUCGCCGUAUGUAUGAAGUAAAGUAUUACAUACUACAUUUCGGUCUCUCUCGGUCGGAUGGUUGGUUUUGGUGGUGUGGUAAAGUAAAAAAUUCAGCCAAGUGAAAUCCGGCUUUGCCUCCAGCAGCAGACGAAAAGUAGAACCAAAACUAGACUGGCGAGACUCGAUACCACAUCACAAUCCGUACACCGCACUUUCAUUUCAUCACAAUAUUCUUCUUCUACAAGAAAGACAAGAAUGUUGAAGGUGUAAAGUAAAAUAUUUAUAGGAGGAGAAGAAAAGUGGACAAAAUUGUAAGAUAAAAUAGGAUUAAGGAAGUUGUGGAUGGUCAAAAUCUGUGAAAAGAUUGGAGAAAAGUGAACCGAGUGAAAGUUUACUUUAGAUUUUGUGGCAAGGUUUUGUGAUAGUUUAAAAAUUUCUGGGAAAUAUAAGAAGAAGAAGAAGGAUUUGUGUAACUUUACAACUUUGUGAAAAAGAUGAAGCAGACUAAUAACAAUAACGAGGCAAAAAACAAUAGAAAUGUGAGCGUUAACAAUCAAUUGAGGGUACACUUGCUCAAAUUUUUCCAUUUUGAGGUGGAAGAAAUUACCAAGGAAGGCGGUGGGGGUGGAAAAGUGCAGUAAAUUAAGUUAUAAAAAAGUGGGAGGAAAUUUGAUAAGAAAUUGUGGUACGAUUUUGUGAGUGAAAAGAAGUUAAAGUUGGAUUGGAAUGUGAAAGAAAGAAAGGAUAGGAAAAGGAAAAUCAAUUUUUUGAAAAAGAAUCUCUUCAUCACCAAGUCUUCCCCGUGUAUUUAUUGAAAAUAAGAGAAGAAAACUGAACUAAUAAUUGGACUACGCACCACACAGAAGCGAAGAAGGAAUUGCUUUGGCACGACGACGAACGCACAUGUGAGAAGUGGAACACCGUUUUUGAACGCGUCUUCCUUCUCCUCAUUACUCGACGGAUUUUGAGGAAAUUGAACCCUCUCCUUGGGAGUGAAAAUCUGAUUUUGAUGUGACAUCCGGUGACAAAUUCUGCUCCGAGACGGAAAUCGAGAAGGUUUUGCGUGAACGAAAAUCGGAUUACUGUGACUGAAAAAAAACCGAGAAACUUUUGAUCCUCGGAAAUAUAUUGGAGUGGAAACUGUGUUUCUUGUCGAAUUCUCUAGUGAUUUUUUACAACAGAAAGUGCAACAAUUCGUACAACCUGAACUAAACUUGGAACACAAAAAGUUCAAUUUUUUCAUCAUCAUCAACUCUGCUAAAAAAUUCUACUAGAAAUUUAAAAACCGGUAUUUGGACGACGUGACUAAAUAAUAAUUUGGAAUAAGUAACUUCUUUUUUCCACAAAUUUAUUACUACAUCUUCUUCUCUUCACUAAACUACUAAUUUAAAAAAUACCUUAAUUGUCACUGCUAUUUACUAAAUAGAUAAGUCAAGAUUUAGAAGAAGAAUUUACAACAAAUACACUGCUACUACUCAUUAAAUUUAAACUUCGCGCCGCGCCGCGCCCCCAUCUCAUCUCAUUUAUGUACUAAACAAAGAAAAACUGCCAAUUAAUUAAUUAAUUAAUUAAUUAAAAAAGAACUCUUCGUCAUCAUCAUCUCGUCACGUCACGUGGGUGGACAAAAAAAACGAAACUUACGAGAUUUAUGUAAAUGAAUGUACAACAAGAAAUAAUAACAAAGUAACUAAACUAUAAAUUUGCAAAUUUAUUAGCACACAAUUUUUGCGAAGAAACCCGUAAUGAAAUAUCAACAAGAGGUCCAAAUCCUGGAUCAGUUUCAGCACCUGCGCACCACAAAAAUCAUGGAAGGAGGGAAACCUAGUCCGCAUUCGUUCCACUUGAAAAAAGUUUUGAAAAGUUAUCAACUCACCGCAGCAAACACGUUGAGCGGACCGAGCUCGUUUCUCUCGAAUGGAGAUCCCGCCUCCGCGACCACCGCGCAGAAUAGCGCGACCACUCCCGCGCCGUCAAAUUCUUCUGGCGGGAAUAGUAACAGCACCCUGAUAAUCAAAACGAACUAUGUCGACCCCAACGGAUUCAUUCAUGGAAAUCAAGGAGGAAAUCGUAUCCCCGGUGCUAAAGGCUGCCUCGAUGACGACGAGGUUAUCGUCGUAGAUCGCGACGACGAGCAGGAACUGCAACAAGUCUAUUUGCGCCGCCGAGAAUCGUCGCCGACGGGGAAUUUCGCCAUGAAUUUCAGCGACACGUCGAGCUCGACCAGCUCCACGAGUGCUAGUCCUAUUUCACAUCAUGGUGGUGGGAAUUAUGAGGCCGGGGUGGUGUCCCCCCCGCCCCCAGGGAAGGGGACGAAGAGCGAGAGGACGAGCCCAAUCCGGGAGACGGGGGGCGGGGGCAGGAAAUCAUCCUGCGGUCAGUUGGCCCCGUCACUUCCGCUGAAGAAGUUGAUGCAUCGUCACUCUUCCCCCCCGGUCGGGGGGAUUAAAGAGGAGCAGCAGAGGUCGCUCCAGGCCGCGAUAAUCUUGGCGUCGGGAUUGCAGCAUCAUCACGUCAAGAACGGGGGGGAUGGUGGGGGGCAUAAUCACCAGCAGGGGAUGAUGCAACCACCCCCAAUUCUGAGUGCGUCGGAUCGGUCAACGACGGAAAAGCGGGAGACGCCGUUGGAAGGCGUGUUCAUCUCGUGUUUCGUGGUCGGAGGGGAAAAACGACUUUGUUUCCCGCAUAUUUUGACAACCGUGCUGAAACCGUUCUCAUUACCGCAGAUUAAUCAGGUUUGUGAUGAGCUUCAAAUCUUCUGUUCAAGGUGCUCACCCGAACAACUGGAAGUCUUAAAGGUGACUGGGGUGCUACCGAUGGGUGCUCAUUCUUGCGGACUCAUCACGAAAACUGAUGCUGAGCGUCUAGUCAACGCGCUUUUGCACCGGAAUCCCCCGAAAGCGGCGGUGGGUUCGGUGGCGGCUCGGUCCGGAGCGGCGGCGUCGUCCCCAAACAACGCUUUCCGCGUGUAUCACAAAUGCUUCGGGAAAUGCAAGGGGAUCGUCCUCUCCAACUUGUACGAUCGAAUGGACUCGCUAUGCAUUGAGUGUGUGGAAUGUCACGGCCUAUUUUCCCCGGCGCGCUUUGUAGCCCACUCUCACCACCGGCAGGAAGUGAGGACUUGUCACUGGGGAUUCGACUCGUCCAAGUGGAGGCACUACCUCCUCCUCGACAGGGAUGAGGAUCCAGAAAAAUGGACAAAGUCGUUGGCCGAGUUUAAAGGAAAGUUCGAACAGAAACGAAAGGUAAGAAAAAAGACAGUUUUUUUUAGAAAUGUGGAUGAAAAUGAGUGGGUGCGAACAAGGGAAAUCAGAGGACCAAAAAAAUGCGGGUCAAAUUCGGACCCGGAAUAAAGACAUUUUUGUGGGGGACCUUUUUGAAAGGGAAAAAAUUGGAGGAUUUUUAAAAAAAAAACAAGAGAAAGAAAUUUGGGUGGUGUUUUUUUAAUGGAAAUGCGGGAUAAAAAAUUUUAGAUUAUUUUUGAGUGACAAAUAGAAAACAAGAUUUUGAGAUUUUUUAUAGAUAAAAAAUUCAGAGAGAAAAAUUUGGGGAAUAUUUUUUUAGGGGAGAAACAGAAAAAUUGGAGAUUUUGUGUAUAGCAGAAAACAAAACGAAAAAAAUGCACAAAAUUUUAUACCGGAAAAGCAGAAGCAACAAAAUUUCGAACUAUUUUCAUAUAAAUAACGGGACCAAAAAAGACAGAAAUCACACCCACGCUAAAAUUGUCUCCAUCCGAAACAAAAUGAUAAGCCGCACAUGCACCACUCGUUAUGUUUUGUUCUUCUCGAGUUGGUUGUUCAUUUCAAAUCAGAAUGUCAUUAUUAGCUCAAGGUUGUUUGAAGAGCAUUGUCCUCUCUCUCGCACAGGAGGAAAUGUGGCAUUAUUAUCAAACAUUUCUCCUUUAAAUUGAGAGAAAGGAGAGAAGGAAGGAGCUGCUCCUUUUGAGCAGUGGCCGCGGAAGGGUGGGGACAAUAAUGUCCCCUCGGUUGUUCGAGGUCCGCAUCAUUUCCAUAUCUUAUGUAUGAAACCCUGCCUCCCCCAUCCUAAAAUGUGAAGUCCCCAUAUGUCCCCACAGCUUCCGCGGCCACUGGGAGAAUUCAGGCAUCUCAAAUCUAUGAACAUGAUGCAGUGGCCGCUGAAGCGUGGAGACGAAGGGACAAUGUCCCCACGGUUGUUCGAUGUCAUCUGCCCAUCUUAUAUAAACCUCUCCCUCCCCCCAUCCUACAAUGGCAAUGUCCCCCCAUGUCCCCCACGACUUCCGCGGCCACUGCCUUUUUGAGUCAAGUAUUUCAAACAAAAGCGGAGAAAGUUGGACACAUCUCUGCCUCUCUCUCUCUCACUUUGUUUGACACUUGAGCAUGCUCGAAACCUUGUUGAUACAAACGAAGGGAAUUUUGUGCUGCCUGGCACACUUUCCAACUUUUAUUCGUAUCUCUUCUCUAGAAAUUCCUUCUGAAUUAAAUAAAAGGCGGAGGAGGAGGAGGAGAGGGAACUAAAAUGCACUAAAAUUCCCAUUAUUCGAGAACGGAGGAGAGACACGAACGAAUUAAGUGUAACAUUUUAGAAUUAGAAUUUUGAAACGAAGUUUUGCACCCACGCGAAAAGGAAGUGGAUUUUGUAUGCGAUAAAUAAUUUCGUUGCUUUGCUGCAUAA